CUGGUCAUGUACCGCGGUCGGCCCCCGCCGAGGGGAGGCUACCCGCCGCCGUUCGAAAGCCGAGGACCGCGGCCUCCGAGGCCUUACCCGGGGCCGGACUAUCGAGACGACCGGAACCGGCCCAGACCUCCGUACCACCACGAGCACGGUCACUCCGACUCCUACCGCCGCUCCCCGCCGCGCAGGAGGUAUCCUUCCCCCGGGUCCGGCGGCCCGCGGGGCGGCGAGUACUGGAGCGGGGCCCCGCAGAGAGAGACGUCCGCGUCGCCACGCGGGACGAUUCCCCUCGACCACAACCUGGUCAUCACCGUCGGCAAUGAGUUGACAUCAGCGCCUGGCGCCGCCCCCUCAAGCCAUCACGACAGAGACUUUCCUGCUCGACCCGAGAACGAGCGGAGCCGGGGACGAAGUCCGGACCGGGCUCGGGCCAAGAGCCGGGGACGGAGCAAGAGUCGACCCCGCAGCCAGAGCCGGAGUCCGGACCGGGGCCGGGACAAGAGCCGGGGCCGGAGCAAGAGUCGGCCCCAGAACCAGAGCCGAAGUCCGGAACAGACUCGGGCCAAGAGCCGGGGCCGGAGCAAGAGUCGACCCCGCAGCCAGAGCCGGAGUCCGGAUGGGGGCCGGGCCAAGAGCCGGUGCCGGAGCAAGAGUCGGCCCGUCAGCAGGUCCAGGUCCAGAUCCAGAGGGAGGAGCUUCAGUAAAGCAGCUCGCAGUAAGAGUCGCCAGCGCAGCCACAGCAGCAGCUCGAGCUGCAGCAGCCGCAGAGGAGACCACCAAUACAAGAAAGGAUUCAAAGAGCUGGAGACGGCUCGACGCAGGAAGGAGCUGGAGGACAUGUUGAGUCUGCCCACGAAAUCCAUCCUGAAGAAACGCCACGACUCAGGGGACUCACCCUCGCUCCAGACUGUCGAUUCCCCUCGAGGCCACGACAGCUCCAACAUGUCUCACAUGGCCAACCAGCUGCUGCAGGCGGUCCGAGGCCUGGAGCCUCACAUGGUGGCAUCGGUGCUGUCGGAGCUCCGGUCCGACCCGCAGAUGGCUCAGCGCGCCGGCCUGGAUGCAGAGAUCAAAGAGAUCCUGAACCUGCUGGGGGCCGCGGGGCCCGGGGCCAAGACGCCAGCGAGGACUGCGGACGACAUUGACGACGAGGAGAAGUUCCUGUACGGAGACUCCGAGGAGCCCAAACCUCCGCCGGCAUCUGAGCCAGUCCGACCACACGGACUGGACCUGUACGGCGACGUGACGGAUGAGACACUGUACGGAGACUACCCCCCAACAAAGGCCCCCGUGGGUCAGACCUACAGCCUCCCCCCGGGGGGCGAAGGGGACGCCAAGUACACGAGCCUGCCGUCGGUCAAACCCGACCAGAACAUCACAGUCCAGGUGUCUAACCCCGCCCACCCCUCGGGUGCGGAGGCGCUGGAAGAGUAUGAGAAGCUCCAGGACCUGCUGAAGACCAUCGGGUUGGACCUGGGCGUCGUCGAGAUGACCAAGAUGGCCGCCAGGACCAAGGAGCGUCUCCAUGGAAGCAAUCCUCCGAAGACGCCCACUCGCCGCAGACGAUACUCGUCUGGCAGCUCAGAUGCCGGCCAAGGUCGUCAAAGGCGGAGCCAUAGCUCCAGCAGCAGCAGCAGCAGCCGGAGCUGCGGUAGCUGGAGCAGUGAGGACAGAACCCGCAGGAACCCGGGUCAGAACCGGACCCUCAGAGACACCAAUGAGACCAAGGUGGAGAUGAUCGCCACCGUGCCGCCGCCGCUGCAUAACGAGCCGCUGCCACAGAUCCAAGACCCCCAGAGCCUUGUUCCGCACCCCGGGGUGCCCAUCCCCACCUACCCCCCGCCACAGGUCCAUGGCAUGAUGCCCCCCAACUUCCCCCCCCCCGGUUACGGCCAGUAUGGGAACUACCUGCCCUACAUGCACCAGCAGUGGCCGCCCAUGUACCCGCCCCCCAGCAUGUCCCUGCCCCCCCAGACUGCCCCGGACGAAUUCGGUGUGAAGCUGCCACCUCCGGACGCAGAGAAGAUCAACGACCGGAGAGUGUCUGAGGAGCAGAACAACGAGAGCCAGAAACAGAAGGUUCUGGAGGAGCGGGAGAAUCUCAAGCAGGAGCGAGACGUGAGGAUGAAGAAGAAGGAGUUUCUGAUGAAGGAGCUGGAGCGACUGAGGAAGCAACAAGGCGAGCUCCUGAGGAAGAAGCGUCGGGAGAAGGAAGGUCACAAAGAUCCUCUGCUCCAGGAGAUCAGCCGCUUGCAGGAGGACGUGAUGACUCAGAUCUCGAACCUCCGGCGGGAACACGAGGCGGCCGAGAGGAAACGCAACGAGAUCGACAAGGUGGCGCUGAUCCUCGGCGUCAGCUCAGCUGACCGGCCGCGACGCGCCGCCAGGACCGCAGAGGAGCCGCGGCCCGAGAAAAAGAAAUUGGAGACGAGUCCCGAGGGACGACGGACGUCAAAGCAGACGUUGGCGGCGCCAUCACUGUCGAGAGCUUCUCCUGACGAGCCGCCGGCCGGCGCCCAUCCUGAGGCCCCGCCCCCGGAGCCGUUUGAAUAUUACGACGCUGGAAACCACUGGUGCAAAAACUGUAACGUCACCUCGGGUUCCAUGUUUGAUUUUUUCACGCACCUGCACAGCAAGACGCAUCGAAAGACUUUGGACCCGUACGAGCGGCCCUGGGCCUCCGCUCCCGCCAAGAUCGUCAAGAACAUUCCGCCGGAUGAGAAACUGACCAAACCUGCCAAAGGUUCUGAGUUCCUGCUGCCUGUGAGAGGAUUCUUCUGUCUGCUGUGUCGACAGUUUUACGGAGACGCCAUCUGUGCCGAGGAGCACGUCACUGCACACGCUCACAAUGAGAAGUACAAGAAACAAAUGUAUGAGAACCCGCUGUACGAGCAGAGGAGGAACCUGGACCGGCAGGCGGGACUCGCACUGGACACCAGCGGCAAGAAACGCAAACACGAGGACGAUGAGAAAGGCGUCAAAGACAAGGAGGAAAAGCCCAAACACAAGAAGGAGAAGAAGGAGAAGAAGAAAGAAGGUGAUGAUGCUUCUCAGGAAGAGAAACCCAAAGUGAAAAAGGAGGAGGAGGAGGAGAAGCCCAAACGCAGCAAGACAGGAGAGGAUUGUAAAAUCACAAAGAGCCUGGAGGAGGAGCGGCCAUCUUACAGCAAGAAAGACGAGGGGGACAAUUAUAAGUUCAGCAAAAAAGAUGAUAAACACCGCUACAGCAAAGAGGAGGAGGAGAGGGGUGAGCGGUAUAAACACAGAGAGGAGCAUCGGUACCGGUACCGCCGGGACGAUGACGACCGGUACGCUGACCGACCCAAAUACGGCCCGAGAGAUACUGAGGACAAGUACAAGUUCAAUAAAUAUUCAGAUUCCAGAUCCAAAUAUGACCGAGAGCGAGACGGAGGAAAACCCAAGGCUGAGAAGGAGAAUUAUAAAAAGCCUGAGCUGGGAAAACCAGCAGGGAAACCUGAGCUCACCAAACCUGAACCGCCGCCGAAGCCCUAUGACCCGCCCAAGAUCUACUGUGGGCCCAGUCCGGCAAUGAGGGCCAAGCUCCGCAAACAAAGCCUGGAAGCCGGCAAGCCGGCACCCAUGGCCCCGGCCACGACAUUUGGGAAAUUCAUGUGGAAGAAGAAGGAGAACACGCUGACGAAGGUGGCUGAGAAAAUCGCCGCCGAGUUCAUCAAGGACGAUGAAGCGUCUGCGAGUCAGCAGCCAGCGUCCGUCGAGGAUUCUUUUGCAAAGUCGAUGGCUGUUGCGAAGGAAAUUGCAGAGAAGCUGGGGGGGAACCAGCAAAUGGAUCCUCCCUGGGCGUCCAAUGGCGCCAACCGUGGAAGGAUCCGGCCUAACCUCCCGGCGCCUGCUGCCAUCCUGAGGAAGACAACCACGAUGGGUAAACCUGCGCCUCUGAACACCUUCCUGUCCAUCAGGCCUCCGACUAAAGACUUUGACUCUGACGGUCUCACCAAGGCUCUUACUCCUCAGAACGCACUGCUGGAAGGUUCAACUGCACAUAGACCACAAGCAUCUGAGGCUAAACCUCCACUGCCAGUGUCUAGACCUGCACCACAUGAGGUUAGACCUACGCCACCUGGGGUCAAACCGGAGCCCCCUGAGGUUACACCUCCGCCACCUGGGGUUAGACCUGCGCCACCUGGGGUUAGACCUGCGCCACCUGGGGUUAAACUUGCGCCACCUGGGGUUGAACCUGCGCCACCAGUUUCUGCACCUGUCUCAUCACCGUCUGAGGCGAAGCCGGCAGUGAAACCUCUGUCCUCUGGGGUUGCUCCUCCUCCAUCCAGGGCCAAACCUGCACAACCCACGAUGGUGAAGAUCGUGUCUGACGUCGCGGCCCCUGGCGUCCCAGAGAGUGAGCAGACUCGUACCGUGUUCGUCAAGCCUCCACCUUUCAUGAACAUGAGCGACAGAGUUCAGAAGUCUGAGAAACUUAAGAGUAAUCUGGCCACGGCCAAAGCCCAGGAAUUAUUGGGCAUCUUCUACAGCGGGAUCAACCAAUCGGGUUCUUCGUCCAUCACCAAACCAGACUCCAGAGCUGACAAGAGUACCACCAAUAAAAGUCCAGCCCUUCAAAAACCAAAACAACUACCUCCAGUCCAAACCCAAACCCAGUCCCAACCUCCAACUGAUGUCCAAACUGCUCCAGAACCAGACCCCAGAGCUGAUGAGAGUACCACCAAUAGAAGUCCACUUCCAGCCCCACAAGAACCAAAACCACCACCUCAGCCUCCAGCCCAAACCCAAACCCAGUCCAAACCUCCAACCCAGGUCCAAACAGCUCCAGAACCAGACCCCAGAGCUGACGAGAAUACCACCAAUAGAAGUCCACUUCCAGCCCCACAAGAACCACCACCUCAGCCUCCAGCCCAAACCCAGUCUCAUCCUCCAACCAAUGUCCAAACAGCUCCACAACCAGACUUGACCAGUUCCCCACCAAGUCCACAAUCCCAGCCAACAUCAGACAUUCAGAUUGCUUCAGUUUGGUCCUUAAACUGUGAACCAGCUCCAACAUUUUCACUUACGACUCAACCAGAACCGCUUCCAUCAGCUCAGUGUUUCCCCCAAAACAUCCCCCCGCAAACUGAAACGGCUGAGCCAGAACCAAUUUCUGAAGAUCUGUCUCAUCCAGGCACCUAUUCUGAUAAAACUCCAGAACCUGAAAUCAAACCAAGCCACAAAAUCAGAGGCAAGAAAACCCCCCCUGCCCCCCGCCCCGCCCGGCAAACUCGAUCCCAAACCAGAUACCAGACCAGGCGGCAGCAGCGUCUGUCUGAGCCAGAACCUGAGCCGGCUUCAGGGGACUCUGAAUCAGCAGCUUUAGACCUGAAGGGGCUGGACACAUCGGACCCUGGUUCUGGGUCCCUGUCAGAGGAGGGGGCACCCAGCGAAGGAGACCCCCAGGUGAUGGAGCUCACCCCUGAGACCCUGGGCCUCCCCUCCGACAUGACCUCCCUGGACUUUGAGUACGAUUUUAACUUUGAGUAGAGUCGACUGGACCCUGGCGGAGGUUCAGAGGAUCAUGACCCACUGGACAGUUACGACUCUGAGACCACCGACCGCCACGAGGUCCAGAUCACAAACUGAGUGAAGAAUCAGCUGCUGCUCUUAGUUCAUCUCUUCAGAAUCGAUCAACACUUGAUUGAUGAUAAUAUGAUUAAUUAUAUCACAUUUUAUAUUCAAGCUCAGAAAAACAACUAAAUGUAUCAUCACAGAAUCUGAUAUUUUUCAUAAGUUGUUCUGUGAAAUCAGUUAAAAAUGUUGAAAUGUUAAAAAGAACCAGAUUAAACAUUCCUGGUUCCGCCCCCUUUGUUCCAUCCUUCACCAGGUUCACUGUGAAUCUGUACAGGAAGUGAAUCUGACUGUCUCCGACAGUUGACAGAUGAUGAUGAAAACAUAAUAAUCUGAGUUUUGUUACUUUACGACAAAAACUGAUUCUGUUGUUCAGGUUAAUUUGACUCGUCUGACAAACAAUAGUCAAUCUAUGAUUUGUCGACACAAACACUCGGAGCAGCAGCUGCUGCUUCACUUUUUUCAUGGUGGAGCUUUGUGGCCAAAACUGUGUGGACACCUGCUGCCUGUCAGCUUUGGGCGUGUCCAGGCUGAGGUCGUAGGUCAUCGGUCUGGACCUGAUGAUGUCAUGACACGAUGCUCAAUCCAUUAAACUACGUUUAUUUUCAGACGUUCCUCUGAUCUUUGCUCCUUUGUUGUUGAUUACUAGUGAUUUAAUACUGACAUUGUUGUUGAGUGGGUCCAUAAACAUAUGGACCCUGAAGCCCGAGGGUUCUGGUUCUGAGAGCGUUCUGGUUCUGAACAACCUGCUGUCCACAUACUUUUGGUCAUGUGGUGUCGAUCUGCAGACGUCAGCUGUUCUUCACUUGUCUGACUCUUGAGAAGAGUUUUAUGAAUGUGGGACUGUUCCUUUAAAGAAGCCAGCGCUGUCACGUCUCCUCGGUAAAUGUCCUCUAGCUCCUCCCCCUGUUGUACGCUCACGGAGCCGGUGGCGUGGACCAAUGAGAGCGGCCGCAGCGGUGACAUGUUCUCAGUGUGUUAGAAUAGAAACUGUCGAACCUGUUGUUUUAUUAAAAGUUAGUGAAACAGGCAGAA
This is a messenger RNA of Scophthalmus maximus (turbot), 6627 nucleotides long. It is a transcript of the gene znf318, whose product is annotated as zinc finger protein 318. Gene Ontology annotation, cellular component: nucleoplasm. The transcript is spliced from 10 exons. Lineage: Eukaryota; Metazoa; Chordata; Actinopteri; Pleuronectiformes; Scophthalmidae. Gene Ontology annotation, biological process: negative regulation of DNA-templated transcription; positive regulation of DNA-templated transcription. Gene Ontology annotation, molecular function: nucleic acid binding; zinc ion binding. The coding region runs from base 7 to 5508 and encodes 1833 amino acids. The record is from RefSeq and is a predicted model, not a curated record.